UUUCUUCUUUCCGUAUAAUAUAUACGUGUCUCAUGUGUAUACUCCUCUCUCUCUCUCUCUCUCUCUCUCUCUGUGGAGCUGAAAAAUGUCGAACUACUUUUGGAAGAAGUUCAACAGCUGCUUCUCCAAACUCAAAUGCUUACCCACCAUCCAAUCCCCUCCAAACAAAGAUCCAAUCCCCUCGCCCAUCUCCACAACUCCGUGCUCAAUCAUCCUCAAAAACUUCAACACCCUUUACGACCCUAACUCUUCAGACUCCACUAAUUUCUUCUCCUCCUCCGAUGAUUCUGACGGCGCAGACUCACCCCCCGACUUAACCACCAUCUUCGCCUCCCAGCGCUUCUUCUUCCCCUCCCCUGGCCGCUCUAACUCCAUUUUCGAGUCCCUGGACGCCGGGCAAGACCCUGAGAACGCAUUGGUAAAUGGAAGCGUCAAAGUGCCUAAGUACUCGCUAGAUCCUUACAUUGAUUUCCGGCGGUCAAUGCAAGAGAUGGCUGAAGCAAGAAAUCUCCCCGACGUGAAAAGGGAAUGGGAGUAUUUGCAUGAGCUUCUCUUGUGUUACCUUACAAUGAAUCCUAAACACACCCACAGCUAUAUAAUUCGUGCUUUCGCCGACCUUGUCAUCUGUAUCUUGUCGUCAUCGUCAUCCCCAAUGUUUUCUGCCCCCAAUCACUGCCGGGAGUCCAAGAACCGCCGGCACCGAUAUAUUUCGCAGUAGCUGCAGGUGUAACAUUCGUCCCCCAACCAAACUUUUUCCUUUCAAUAGAAAUAAUAUGCAGGCGAUUAAUGUUUUUGCUACUUUGCCCUUGGGGAAAGCGGAUGAUGCUUCAUCUGCGCAGACAAAAGGAAAAAUGUACUUGAUAAUCAGACAAGGCUAGCUAGUCUAGCUAGGAGACGUGGGAUCUUAGUGUCUCGAUGCAUGCUAUUUCUAUCUAUUAUGUGGUUUCUUUGCUUUCUCGUUGGAUGUUCUGUGGCUGAUUCACAACAGUGAAUAAUGGUGGCUGAGCAGACAAAAAUAGACGAGGACAAAGUCAUGCCCAUGCCCAAUGGUAAUAAUUAAUUAACUCGUUCAUUGUCCUUGUUUUAGACUUUAGUUGCGGUCCUGGCAACAUUUAGGUUGGGCAUUUUGCACACAUAACCACGAGGAGCCUUGUUUGGCAGGGAGGGCAUGGUACAAUUACCAGUAACUUACAGCAUACUUGCUUCUUUAUGGAUGUAUAAUUACUCUGAUAAGAUGAAGAAGUUGAAAGGCUCAAUUCACAUAUA
Carya illinoinensis is the source of this 1266-nucleotide messenger RNA. RefSeq names its product transcription repressor OFP12-like. Bases 86 to 718 code for a protein of 210 amino acids. Gene Ontology annotation, biological process: negative regulation of DNA-templated transcription. The transcript has a single exon. Lineage: Eukaryota; Viridiplantae; Streptophyta; Magnoliopsida; Fagales; Juglandaceae. The record is from RefSeq and is a predicted model, not a curated record.